UAAUAUGUAAACAAGUUUCAUUUUUACAUAAUAUUAGCUGUUAUCUAUUUUUACAUUUGAUAAGAGUAUACUGGAAAGACUAUAUUUAGAGAGUUCUUAAACUAAAGAGUGGAAUAAAAAUGAACUUCGCCGGAAAAGUAGUAAUUGUUACUGGCGCUAGUUCAGGAAUCGGUGCUGCAACUGCUGUGUUUUUAUCUAAACUCGGCGCCAAGUUAUCCUUGACUGGAAGAAAUGUGGAUAACUUGCAAAAAGUUAAUAAGGACUGUGAAAAAUCAACAUCGACAUUUGUCGUACAGGCUGAUUUAACCAAAGAGAAUGACAUUGAAAAAAUUGUUAAAAGUACAGUCGAUCAUUACGGAAAGAUCGAUGUUUUAAUCAACAAUGCCGGCAUCAUCGAAACGGGAACUAUUGAGAACACGACUUUGGCCCAGUAUGACCGCCUCAUGAACACUAACGUGCGUUCAAUUUAUUAUUUAACAAUGUUAGCUGUUCCGCAUUUACUUAAAACUAAGGGCAAUAUUGUAAAUGUGUCCAGUGUGAAUGGAAUUCGAUCAUUUCCUGGAGUUUUGGCUUAUAAUAUAUCCAAAGCUUCCGUUGACCAGUUUACAAGGUGUGUAGCAUUAGAACUAGCUGCUAAAGGGGUAAGAGUAAAUUGUGUCAAUCCUGGGGUUAUUUUGACUGAGCUUCAGAAACGAGGAGGUCUCAGUGAUGAGCAAUAUGCAGCAUUUUUAGAGAGGACGAAAGAAACUCAUGCUUUAGGCAGGCCUGGGAAACCUGAUGAAGUAGCUGCAACCAUUGCAUUUUUGGCUAGUGAUCUAGCUAGCAAUAUUACUGGGGCAAGUUUGCCUGUUGAUGGAGGCCGCCAUGCAAUGUGUCCUCGUUAAAAUAUUUAUAAUAUGUACUUAUUCUGUAAGUAUAAUGUGGGAUGCAGGAAUAUGAAAUUGUACUAUA
This is a messenger RNA of Vanessa tameamea, 951 nucleotides long. RefSeq names its product 3-oxoacyl-[acyl-carrier-protein] reductase FabG-like. The transcript has a single exon. The record is from RefSeq and is a predicted model, not a curated record. Gene Ontology annotation, molecular function: oxidoreductase activity. The coding region runs from base 120 to 884 and encodes 254 amino acids. Lineage: Eukaryota; Metazoa; Arthropoda; Insecta; Lepidoptera; Nymphalidae.